Messenger RNA from Phlebotomus argentipes, 3001 nucleotides. RefSeq names its product isoleucine--tRNA ligase, mitochondrial (gene IleRS-m). Gene Ontology annotation, cellular component: cytosol. Gene Ontology annotation, biological process: isoleucyl-tRNA aminoacylation. The coding region runs from base 179 to 3001 and encodes 940 amino acids. Lineage: Eukaryota; Metazoa; Arthropoda; Insecta; Diptera; Psychodidae. The record is from RefSeq and is a predicted model, not a curated record. Gene Ontology annotation, molecular function: aminoacyl-tRNA deacylase activity; tRNA binding; isoleucine-tRNA ligase activity. The transcript is spliced from 4 exons.
CAAUGUGUUCAAGAUGUGAAUUAAAUAUUUACAUGAUUUACAUAAUGUUUUGAGGCUUUAUCUACGAGAAUUAUUAUGUAAAAUCUGGUAAUUUUUUCCGUAAAAGUGUAAUAACGGCGAAAUGAAAUGUUCGCGAAGAUUUCAUCAGUAAACUUUUCAGUCUAGUGAUGAGAAGUGCAUGUGCAAUUGUGGGAAAAUGUUCAGAAAUUUGAGGCAAAUUCGUCUUUACAGUGCAAAAUGUGAAGGGAAGGCAAAAGUGAAGUACACAGACACCAUAAACUUGCCGAAAACGCAAUUUCCUGCGCGUCUGGAAGCCAAAAAGCGCCUCUCAAUUGAGAGUGAAAUAAAUGAGCGAUGCUUCCGGCCUCUCUAUAGAUGGCAGAAUGAACAUCUUCAGUCACCGGCGUUUGUCCUGCACGACGGUCCUCCGUACGCCAAUGGAGAUCUUCACAUGGGGCAUGCGAUAAACAAGAUCUUGAAGGAUAUAACAAACCAUCACCACGUGAUUCGAGGAAGGAAAGUGCACUACAUUCCUGGAUGGGAUUGUCAUGGUCUCCCAAUAGAGUUGAAAGCUCUCUCCGGGGAUUCUUCAUCAGAUGCAGUGACAAUCCGAAAGAAGGCUCGUGAAUUCGCCCUGAAGACCAUUCAGAAACAGAAAGCAGGCUUUGACUCCUGGGGAGUCAUUGCUGACUGGAAGAAUGAGAAUGCGUACUACAAAACCACCUCUCCCGUGUUCAUUGCCAAUCAGCUGAGGGUGUUCUUCGACAUGUAUUCAAGUGGACUGAUCUACAGAGACUUGAAGCCUGUCUACUGGUCACCAUCCUCAAGAACUGCCCUCGCAGAGGCUGAACUUGAGUAUGACAACAAUUUCAAGAGUCCUUCGCUAUAUCUGAGACUCCCAGUGAAAACAAGUCUGCCAGAAAUUGAAAGCUUAGCCGGAGGCAGGAAUCUCUGGGCUUUGGUGUGGACAACAACUCCUUGGACUUUGCUCUCAAACCAGGCAAUUUGCUUCAACAGUGAAUUGGAGUACUGCAUUGUUGGAGUGCAAGAUUCGCCAGAUUGUUACAUAAUAGCUGCGGAUUUAUUGGAAGAAAACAGAGGAAUCUUCCCUAAUCCGAUUGAAGUUAUGGGCAAAAUUGACGCAAAACUGCUAAGUCGAUUACAAUAUCAGCAUCCCAUAGUCGAAAAUCGGGAGUUACCUUUCUUCUCAGCGUCGCACGUGUCUUCAGCGAAGGGAACUGGCCUUGUUCACACAGCACCGGCUCACGGAUUUGAAGAUUUUCUGGUGGGAAUGCAGCAAAAACUACCCACGGAGUGUUUCGUUGAUGAACUGGGAAAUUACACAGACACAUCACCAGAAUUCUUGAGACACAAAAACGCCCUGAAGGAAGGAUCUCAAACAGUGCUUGAGUACCUGAAAGCCAAAGACUUAAUAGUGCAUCUUGGGGAAAUAGAACACUCUUAUCCAAUUGACUGGCGAACAAAAGAGCCCAUCAUCAUUCGCGCCAGUGAUCAAUGGUUCAUCAACACUGAUAAGAUUAAAGAGAAAGCAAUUGAAGAGAUUGAGAAGGUUAGCAUUUUCCCGAGGGUGAAUUCAGUGGCUAGUAAAAAUUUGCUGAUAACACAGCUGCAAAAGAGACCAUACUGGUGCAUCUCUCGUCAGAGAGCCUGGGGCGUUCCGAUUCCUGUGUUCUAUGAAAAAAGCUCGAAGAAAGUUGUGACUUCGAAGGCUAUUGUGGAGAAAAUGUGCGAGGAAACGAUGAAGAAUGGAAAUAUUGAUUUCUGGUGGGAGAAAUCUGUGCAGGAACUCCUCCCAGAAAGCACCCAAGAACUGGAGAAAGGCAUGGACAUUCUGGAUAUAUGGUUUGAUUCUGGAAUAACCUGGUCACAUGCUCUGGAGGGUGAUAAAAUUGCCGAUUUGUACCUUGAGGGCAUUGAUCAGUUCACUGGAUGGUUCCAAUCAUCUCUCAUGACGAGUGUGGCUGUGAGGAGCAAAGCUCCCUAUAAAGCCAUCUUCGUGCAUGGCUUUGUGCUGGACGAAAAGGGUCAGAAGAUGUCCAAGAGUCUGGGAAAUGUUAUCCACCCCAAAGACAUCGUGAAGAAGUAUGGCACUGACACGAUGCGUUGGUGGAUUGCAGCGCACGGUACUCAGCACACUUCCAUUCUCCUGAGUGAGAAUAUCCUCCAGGCAUCGGCUGAGAAUGUUCACAAGAUCCGUGGCACUUUGCGCUACUUGAUUGGAGUUUGUGGACAGAUGAAGGAACGUGAUUUCCCAGAAGAUCUCAGCAAGUUCACAUUCUUAGACAGAUUCUUUCUGGGCAAACUGCGGGAUUUCCAUAAUUCAAUCUUCAAUUUCUACGAUGCAUAUGAGUAUAAUCGCGUAGUAUCAGCAAUUCUCAAUUUUGUCGCCAAUGAAGUGUCCAGCAUUUAUCUCCACUUGUGCAAGGAUCGCCUCUACUGUGGCAGCGAUGCUGAGUACAGCAGGAUUCAGCAGACAAUGAAUGCGUGUUUUAUGCUAUUGGCCAAGGCACUGUGGCCAAUUGUACCGUUCGUGGUUGAGGAGUGCUGGAGCCACUCUAGCGGCGAUGCACCCUUCGGACAGCAGAAAAUUGGCACACCUCCAGCAUCGUGGGCGGACGAGGAGGCUAAGGCGGUGAUUGAGAAAUGUCUACAGCUCAAGGAGGCACUCAAUAGAUUAACCACUCAGACAAACACAUGGAAAUUAAAUGUCAAGAUUCUGUGUAAUCCCAUCGAUUACGAAUCAUUGAGGAAACUCCAGCCCGAGAAUGGUGAAGACUCGUUUGGCUCUCAAUUGAGUGAACUUCUACAAGUUUCCACCGUACAAUUGACUAAGCUUGAGGACAAUGCUGAAUGUCAAAUCCAUAUGGACAUCAGCGAGUCUCCUCUUUGUCCCCGAUGUCGCAGAUUCGCUCUCAGUCCCGGUGACAUCGUUUGCAGUCGCUGCGAUGUGGUUUUAAGGACAAAGAGCCGCUGCACGUGA